GUAAAAUAUCAUAAUAUGUCUUCAUUCUCGCAAGAAACAAAUUAAGCACACUACAACCACCAUGAAACUCCUCUCCAAUUUCACACACUUUUUAUCCAAUCUCCACCGGCGAUUCAUCCUCCUUCUAAUCCCUUCAAUCUCUCUCCUCCUCUUCCUCUUUUUCUCCACCAACGAAUUCAACAACAGCAACGUCACCGAAAACAAACGGAACUUGAAAUCCGAGUUGCUCCAAUCAAGAAUCGCCGUUUGUUUGGUCGGUGGGGCCAGGCGGUUCGAGUUGACCGGACCCUCAAUCGUCGAAAAUGUGCUUAAAGUGUACCCAAACUCGGAUCUUUUUCUCAACAGUCCACUGGACGAGAAUGCGUACAAAUUCUCUCUGUUAAAUUCGGUGCCGAGAAUCGCCGGCGUCAGGAUUUUACCGGCGAGUCAUGUGCCGGAGACUGAUGCGGCUGGCCGAGUUUUGACUCGGAUAGACUCGCCGAAUGGCAUUCAGGGCCUAUUGCAGUAUUUCAAUCUGGUGGAGGGUUGCUUAACCAUGAUUCAAUCAUACCAACACCAACACAACUUCACGUACAACUGGAUAGUUCGAACCAGGGUCGAUGGCUACUGGUCGUCCCAACUACCACCCGAACUAUUCAUCCCAAAACAAUAUGUCGUCCCAUCAGGAUCCUCUUACCACGGCUUCAACGACCGUUUUGGCAUCGGCGAUUACAACACCUCCAUCGCCGCCCUCUCCCGCCUCUCUAUCAUCCCAGAACUUGACUCGGCUGAGUUUCGUUACCUCAAUUCCGAGUCAGCGUUCCAGGCCCAACUCAGCGUUCGUAACAUCACAUGUGUUACAAAGCGGUUGGUCCCGUUUUGCGUCAUAUCCGACCGGAGAUACAGGUUCCCGCCAAUACGUUCGGAUGUACCGGUGGCGGCGAUUUCAAGUACAGGGCCAUUGAACGGGGCUAAGUGCAGGCCAUGUACACCGGUAUGUUCAGGGCGAUGUGCAGAAAGGGUUAUGAGUGGGUUAGAUAAGGGGUGGAGCUGGGCGGACGAUGGUGGCGGUGGGAUUGAGCUUUGUGAUGCUCAUGAGAAAUGGGAGGAUGGCUGGCCUGAGAAUUUUGAUCGGGUUGUCGGAAGUAAGAUGGCAGCUGAAAGGAAAAGGAUGUGGGAACUGUCGGUUAGUCGAUGUGUGGCGGAUUUUGAAGAGAUGAGGCGGAGGGUGCCGCAAUGGGAGGUUCCACCGGCUGUGAAUGUUUGUAGCUAUGGUUUGGGUUCUGUACUUACAUAGAAACCACACUACAAUUGCUGGUUGUGAUCGUUUUUAACUUGUAGUUUAAUGCAAGAAACAUGAGAUUUGUAAAAUGAUUAGAAAACAAGUCAAGCUCGAAUUUUAAACAUAUAUCUUGAGUACUUAGAUCUUGAGACAGGACGGGGCUAAGAAUUUUAUUUAUUUU
This is a messenger RNA of Helianthus annuus (common sunflower), 1442 nucleotides long. RefSeq lists its product as uncharacterized. The transcript is spliced from 3 exons. Bases 62 to 1276 code for a protein of 404 amino acids. NCBI's taxonomy places the organism in Eukaryota, Viridiplantae, Streptophyta, Magnoliopsida, Asterales, Asteraceae. The record is from RefSeq and is a predicted model, not a curated record.